Messenger RNA from Dictyostelium discoideum AX4, 2769 nucleotides. RefSeq lists its product as hypothetical. The transcript has 4 exons. Lineage: Eukaryota; Evosea; Eumycetozoa; Dictyosteliales; Dictyosteliaceae. Bases 1 to 2769 code for a protein of 922 amino acids. Gene Ontology annotation, molecular function: protein tyrosine phosphatase activity; phosphatidylinositol-3-phosphate phosphatase activity. The record is from RefSeq and is a predicted model, not a curated record.
AUGAACUCUUUUGAAGUUAACCCCUCGCUUGCAUGUGGUGAUUCAUUGGCAUCUGAAUUAGCCGAAAUGUUUGCUCAUUUUAGAAGAUAUAAACAACCAUUCCCUGGUAAAAGAGAUGAAGUAAAAGGUGAAUUAUGCGCAACAUACCCACCAGAUUUAAUUUUUAUUGAACACGAGUUAGAGACAGGAUGUAAAGUAUGUAAAGAAAAGAAUAAACACGUUCAUCCAGAACUCUCUCGUAAUUUAGAAAAAUUAUUGGAUCAAUCUAGAUUUGCACGUGUAAGAACAAGAUUCCCAUUUCCAGUUAUAUUUUAUCAUCAUAAAAAUCUUUGUAGAUCCUCAACACUCUCUCAAAAGAUUGAAUAUAUGUUUCAAUCUGGUGUUAAUUCAAUGAAAAAACAAUUUUCUUCUGUUCCAUCUCCAACAACUUCUUCUUUAUCACAAUCUAUAAUGUUUAGUAAUAAUAAUAAUAAUCAAAAUAAUAAUAAUAAUCAAAAUAAUAAUAAUAAUCAAAUUAAUAAUAAUAAUAAUAAUCAAAAUAAUAAUAAUAAUAAUAAUCAAAAUAAUCCAAUUACUAAUAGUAUGAUUGAAGAUUCAAUUGAUAUUGAUAGAUUAAAUAAAAAUGAUAGUACAAUGACUUCUUCAGUUAUUAAUCAACAUUAUCAACAUCAUGAUUCACAUGUUGAAGGCCAACAUGAUCAACAACAAGCACAACAACAGUCAACUCAAAUACGACAACAACAGGCACAACAACAAUUAGAUAUGGAACAUCUUAGAAAUAAUGAUAUUCUAGUUAUUAAACAUUUAAAUAUUAGAUACAUUUGUGAUUUAAUGGUUGAAAAUAAAAAGAAAAAGUUUGGUUUCUUUGUUUGUUCAUCAGAAAAAGUUGAUAUGCAUCGAAGAUAUCAAGAUUUUGUAAUUUCUUCUACUCCUUAUCCUGGUGUAGAAUUUUUUGCAGAUUUUAAUAGAAAUCAACAUUGUGGAAAAGAUUUAUUUUAUUCUUGGGAUGGUAUUGAAGAUCCAGCAGAAUUAAAUUUACAUCCAGAUCAUCAAUUACCAAUGAUACCAUGGGAAUCUUAUAAAACUUGGGAUUUAAUAAAUUUAACACAAAAUUAUUUCAAGUUAUUAUUAAAAUAUGUAUCUGAUGAUAAUAACCCAUCUGGUUUAUUAGUUCAUUGUAUAUCUGGAUGGGAUAGAACACCAUUGUUUAUUUCAUUACUUAGAAUCAGUCUUUGGGCUGAUGGUGAGGUUCAUCAAUCUUUAAAGGAUUGGGAAAUGCUCUUUUUAACGGUUGCCUACGAUUGGUUCUUAUUCUCUCAUCAACUUUGUGAUAGAGCUGGUAAAGGUGAAGAUAUAUUUUAUUUCUGUUUUUAUUUCUUGGAUUUCAUCUCUUCAAUGGAUUUUUCAAUUCAUACUUUUAAUAAAUUAAAUCAACAACAACAACAAGAUAAACAACAAGAUAAACAACAAGAAAAACAACAAACUACAAAUAAUAGUGGUAUGGGAUUACUAAAACAACAGUUACAACAAGCACAAUCACAACAAUCUGUAAAUAAUAAAGGUAAUACUCCAACUGGUAAUCGUAAAAAUUCAAAUUCUCAACAACCAUUAGAGAUUGUAAAUAAUUAUGUAGAUAGAAAAAAUAUUGUAGACAAUAAUAAUAAUAAUAAUAAUAAUGUAAAAAAUAUAAACAAAUCAAACAAAUCAAAUAGUAAUAAUAAUAGUAAUAUUGGUGGACACAAAAACUCUUCACCAAGUAGUUGGAAUACAAAAGGUAUUGAUAUUUCUCAAUCUGCACCAGUAACUCCUCAAAAUAAUUCUCCAAAAUUAUUUAUUGGUAUGAAUAAAGUUGGUAAUAAUAAUAAUAAUAAUAAUUUUAAUAAUAAUAAUAACACUAACAAUAAUAGUACCAAUAAUAGUACCAAUAAUAAUAAUACAUCAGCUCCGCCAACACCAAUUUCUCACUCACCAAUGAAUAGUAAUAAUAAUAUAGCUGGUAGUUUUGGAUCAUCAUCUAUUAUGAUUAAACAAUCACAUCAUGGACAUCAUGGUCAUCAUGGUCAUCACCAAUUACAUACAUCACCAGCAACUUCAGGUACGAGUAUACCAAUGGAUGUACCAAAUGGACCAAAGAGAAGAAGAGGAUCAGAUGAUGAUAUUCAAGUUGAACCAGAAAUUGGUGGUAGUUGGCAAUUGAUGGGUUCAUUCACUGAAAAAAGAAUUAUUGGUUCAUUGAAUAGUGGUGGUGGUUCAACUCCAAAGAAUUAUCAUCCAUCUAGUAGUUUCACUGGUAGUGAACAAAGUGAAGAGACUGAAGAGGAUAAAUCUCAUAAAUUGGUUUCAGAUGAUGAAGAUAAUGAUAGUGAUUGCUUAGCUCAAAGUUGGGAUAAUGCUUUCUCUUUUGAAAAUAAAUAUUUUGAUACUUUAAAAAAUCAAAUUAAUACCAAAAAUCAACCAAAUAAUAAAGUAAAUCAAAUUAAUAAUCUUAAUAAAGUUGGUCAAAAUCAAAAUCAAAAUCAAAAUCAAAAUCAAAAUCAAAAUCAAAAUCAAAAUAAUAAUAAUAAUGAAAAAUCAAAAUCAACAUCAAAUAUAAAUGAACAACAUAGUCAUCAUAGUCAAUCAUUAAGUUUCAAAGAGAUUGAAGAAAGAAGAAAACAAAGACUUACUCAAAUUAGAACACUAUUUAUACAUUUUUAUCAAAAUCAUUGUUCAACCCAUCCAGAAAGUUACUGGAAAACAAUAAUGAAUUAUUUCCCAAAAUUUGGUUAA